AUGGUUCGCAUUAAAUUCACUGGGCCGUCAUCAACGGUUCAGCAGUCUGCUCGAACUUUCAACGAACUCAUUUCAGAGAGCAAGACACAAACUGAAAAUGCGAUUGUGUCGAAGUCAGAUAUACAGGAACAGUUAUGCCUAACGCAACAGCAGAGCCUGCAGAUCGUACAGAUCAUGCUACAUGUCUCGUUUGGAACGUUGUUCUAUCUUCGAGAGCUCUUGCCGCUUCCAUGCUUUGACGAUCGGGAUUUAAAAGAAGCCCAGCGGGAACAUACACAUACCGUCUCAUAUCGAACAUUUGUUGGGGAAAGCCCCCAUGUAGGGAGUGAGCCCGAUGUCCCAUUUGGAAAAGGCAAGAGAGGGCAGCCCUUGAAGAUCAUAGUUCGAGGCUCUGAUCCCAAGGCAAACACUAUCCUCGAUAUCUUGGAAAAUGGUGUCUUCGAUGCUCUCAGUAAGAACGUUCUGGAAGCUCUUCAAUUAACCAUUUUUGUCGAUAAGGAUUCUCCAGAUAACGUAUUGGAGACUUACACAUUUUCAUUCCGAUACACUGGAGGCUCUGGAGAUGUGAACCGUCGGCUAGAAAGCUUGUCUAUAGACAACGUGGGAUUUGUCGCUGACAUGAAAUACGCACAAACAGCCAGGAUAGGAUUGGAAACGAUAAUCCGACGCUUGAUAACACUAAGCACAUUCCUUCCAACAUUGCCAAAUAAGCGAAAUUUGGGAAUUCACCUGUUUUACACCGAGGACUGUCCUCCUGAAUAUGAGCCUCCUGGUUUUACCACAGCACGCAACGAUACUCUUACAUACCCCCGCGAUGGGAACUGGAGGAAGGAAUCGCAGUCGUGUGGCACGAUGGACAGCGGGUGGCAUACGGUUGGUCUUAAUGUGACCUCCCUCAAAUGGACUGGACCAUACCCCCACGAGCCAGACGCUAUACCAAAGAUACCUCCCCAGCUCGAGUACACAGAAGUGGUGAAGAGAACGGAGGAUAUUGGCUUCUCUGAAAGUACUUUUCACAGUGCAGAAAGUGGCAAAAGUACUAGUAGCAGGGAUGAUUCGCACUCGGACCAAGACCAGUCAUCGAUGGCGUGUGAUGAUAGGAACAGUCUUGUUGAAGAAGCGACACAAGAUAUUGUUGAAAGACAGAAACUGCAAAUGAUGAUGACGGGAACAGCUUCUCCUUCAGGCAACGAUCUCGUUCCAACACAACCUAUCAACUCUGAUGCAACAGCUUGCAAUAGUUUUCCGACUCAACAAAAAAACAUUGGAGGAUUUUCUCUAUCUCCAGAGAAGAUCAUCGAAAUUAGGGAAUUUCGUGCAUCACAUAAUCUACACAUAUCUACUGACUCGAACAGCCAGGAUGUGGGACUUAUCAGAUGCCAGUGUGGCUGGGAAGGUGAAGAAGCGGAUAUGGUUCAGUGUGACUUCUGCUUCACACGUCAGCACUUGGUAUGCUAUGGAUUUGACGGUACAACCCUGAGGGUUCCUGAUAUCCACGCUUGUUAUCAGUGCUUACUUGAACCGAACGAAUCCCAAGUUCUCCGUGAGAUGAAUAGCCUUGCUCUCUUGAGAAGAGCUGUAAGGAUCAUCUUAAAUGAGGGGUUCCCUAAUAAAACAUCGAUAUUUACACAGAAGCUUCAUUGCAAUGGCCAAACAGUUCUCCAAAUAACGGACCUUUUGAGAAAACAAAGGUUCUUGCAACCCACCCCCGGAUAUAAAGCCAAAGGGUUCUUGCGAAAGGGACUGCCGAAAUUCAGCAUUCCUCCCUCUGAAGAUGUCCGCCAGAGGCUAUGUAGGGAGAUUCUAGACCCAAUGGUAAAAGUCAGACAUCAUUAUGUAUUCCGAGACUCAUAUGAGAGUAAAACGCAACAAGCAGCGGCCGACAAAGCAACCAGCUGUAUUGAUCAGAUUUAUGCUGACAAUACAAGAGCUCCAUUCAAUGCAAAUAGAGAAUCGGACAGAGGGCUAAGAGUUAAUGAAGACGGGGUUGUCGGUGUAUUGAACACAAGACAAACUCGCAAGAGAAAGUCGCCACCAGAAAUUUACGAGAGCGAAUCUCGCGAGACCGAUUCUAAAGGGAAUGAUCAGGCUACACAGGAACAACCAGUGGCUAGUCUUCUGAGCAAGGAUGUUGAAGGGAACAGACGCUUGCCUGAGAGCAGUACUGAACUUAAGAUGAGUACGCCCAAACAUAUGUCACCCCGUCAGACGCUACAGGGAGAACUUCGACGCAGCAGUAGGAAAAGGCCCAAGGCCAGUAACUAUGCAAAGCCUAUUGACGUGGGAGCCGAAACCAGUGGGCAUGAGAGUCCCUGA
This is a messenger RNA of Aspergillus tanneri, 2316 nucleotides long. RefSeq names its product putative meiosis specific protein Hop1 (gene HOP1). The record is from RefSeq and is a predicted model, not a curated record. Lineage: Eukaryota; Fungi; Ascomycota; Eurotiomycetes; Eurotiales; Aspergillaceae. Gene Ontology annotation, cellular component: nucleus. Bases 1 to 2316 code for a protein of 771 amino acids. Gene Ontology annotation, biological process: meiotic recombination checkpoint signaling; synaptonemal complex assembly. The transcript is spliced from 10 exons.